AUGGCCCAAAGCUCACACGGAGGCAGCCAUCGACCGCGUCGCGAUCAUGAUGGCAGUUCGAUACGGUACACAAACUCAGACUGGGAAGCCAAGGAGGUGCUCUACCAACGAGAAUUGGAUGAAUCACGAGCAAGAGCCACACAGAUGGAAAAAACAAUGAGAUGGUGGUCAGACUGCACAGCCAAUUGGAGAGAGAAAUGGAGCAAGGUACGUAAUGAAAGAAACAAAGCUCGGGAAGAAGCUAAACAGUUCAAAAACAAAGCUGAUGCUCUAGCCAAAGAGUUAGCGGCUAUCAAGACUGAGAAGACAGAUCUGGAACAGCAAUUAAUUGAGCUUAAAAAAGAUAAUGAAACACUAUUAAGUAUAGGUGAGAGCCGAAUAGUCUCUGGUGAGUUGACAGCUGAUGAUGGAGUGGAAUUGAGAAGGAAGAAUCAUGGAUAUGUAUCUCCAAACGAGCAGUCUAUGAGGCAACGGGCAUCGUUAGAUUCACAUAAAUUCUCAAAUGUCGAUAAUGUACUUGCAAACAAAUUAAGUGAAAUGCGUCUCCGUUUGGAUGAAGCAUGCAAGAGUUUGCAGAGCGAGAAAGAUCAGAAAACUUAUCUAUUAUCCAAAAUAGAGACGCUGACAGCUGAAUUACACGACACCAAGAUGGAGUUGACGCAUAAUGAUAGGACAUUGGGGUCGGAUUCUAGUCACAGUGAAGUGGAAAGAUUGCAGAAUGAACUGCAAGACGAGAUAGCAGCUAAACAGGUGCUAGAAGAAAAGAUAGCGGAAUACAAAAUGGAGAUUGAGAGAUUAAAGUCUGAAAACACGAUACAAUGGAGUAAACGAGAGUUGCUGGAAACUGAGAACAUAGCUAUAUUGAGGGACAAUAAGAAAUUAUACAGCCAAGUCUGCGAGCUUCGUGAACAAAUACAUAAAUUGAAUAGAAUAUCAGACGGCAGUGCGUACGGCGUGCCCUUCGAGCAUAGAUUAGAUUCAAACGUGCUGUACACGAGGAAGACCAGCGUCAGUCCAAGGUCACACGAGUCAAGCAACGGCUCGUCAGAAGCAAAUCUAACGAAUUACGACACCAAAACAACUUCAGGCGAGGAAGAUGAACUGGCGAUAAUAGAAAAACACGACAAACAUUGA
Danaus chrysippus (African queen) is the source of this 1134-nucleotide messenger RNA. NCBI's taxonomy places the organism in Eukaryota, Metazoa, Arthropoda, Insecta, Lepidoptera, Nymphalidae. The record is from the annotation of a GenBank genome assembly.